AUGUUAACGAUUAAACACUUUUAUCCGUCAGUUUCGACUAUUUGUUUAUGUCGAACUUUAAAAUUAUCUCCUCAAUCAAUUUAUUUUCUAUCGACUAAAGUUGAUUCAACAACGAAUGAAAAUAAAAAACAAGAAACUCAUGUACAACAUCCAGCACUUGAUACAAGAUUUAAUCAAUAUCGAAUAGCUUAUCGUUAUCGACAUGAUAUGGAACUUUUACGUGGUUAUCUUGUUUUUCGAAUAUUUUCAAUAAAUUUUCUUGUUAAUCAUCAAGAUAAAAUUGCUUAUUGGGGUCGACGAAUUCUUGGUAAUUGGUUAUUUAAAACUAUAUUUAAAAUAACUGCAUUUGGUCAUUUUGUUGGUGGUGAAACUCCACAAGAAAUAAAACCUGUUAUUAAAAGAUUACAACAUCAUCAUGUCAAACCUAUUUUAGACUAUAGUGUAGAAAGUGAUGAUCACAUUCCAUUAGUUUCGUCAAGUCAAGUUGAUCAUAUGCAUGAUCAGAAUGCAACUAAAUUUAUUGAAUGUAUUCAUACAUCACAUGAUGUUUGUGGUCCAGAUAAUUUAGUUGCUAUAAAAGUAACUGCUCUAGUUCGACCAAAUGUAUUAAAAAAAUUUAAUACAAUAUUACAAUCGAUGAAAAAUCAUUCGUCAUUACCACCAUUAUUUGAAUUAAUUAAUCAACAACCAACAAAUAAUAAAGCAGUUGUUCUUCUUCAAGAUUCUAUUAAUACACAUUUAAUAAACAAUCAGAAUCAAAAAUCUUCAAAGGUUACACUCGUGCCUGAUGAUUUAACAGAAAUUUAUAAUCUUCUUAUACGUUUAAAUAAUAUAGCUCAAGCAUGUCUUAAAUAUCAAAUUUCGAUUAUGGUUGAUGCUGAACAAUCAUAUUUUCAAAAUGCAAUUAACUAUCUUGCAACUGAAUUACAACGAUAUUAUAAUAAAUCAAAUAUACCUUAUAUUUAUGGAACUUAUCAAUGUUAUUUAAAAGAUACAUUGGAUUCUUUAAAACAUGAUCUUACUCUUGCAGAAAAAUAUAAUUAUAUAUUUGCAGCUAAACUUGUACGAGGUGCAUAUAUGGAACAAGAAAAUCGUUUAGCUCAAGAAUAUGGAUAUGAAAGUCCAAUAAAUCCAAGUUUUGAAAUAACAUCACAAAUGUAUCAUACAUGUCUUGAUGAAGUAUUAAAAAAUACUCUUCAACGUCAAUCUGAUCAAAUUAGAAUUAUGAUUGCUUCACAUAAUGAAGAUACUAUUCGAUAUGCAAUACAAAAAAUGAAAGAUUAUAAUAUUCCUCAUAAUUCACCAACUGUUUCAUUUGCAUCACUUUAUGGAAUGAGUGAUUAUGUUGCUUUUGCUUUAGCUCAUGCCGGUUAUUUAACAUAUAAAUAUUUACCAUAUGGACCAAUUGAAGUAUUACAACCAUAUUUAUUUCGACGUGCUCAAGAAAAUCGAGCAAUUUUUGCAAAAGCUGAUAAAGAUCGACGUUUUCAUUUUAAAGCAUUAAAAGAUCGAAUAUUUAAAUCUAAGCAUUAA
Molecule: messenger RNA, 1533 nt
Organism: Rotaria sordida
Lineage: Eukaryota; Metazoa; Rotifera; Eurotatoria; Philodinida; Philodinidae
Source: the annotation of a GenBank genome assembly